Messenger RNA from Caenorhabditis angaria, 1890 nucleotides. The record is from the annotation of a GenBank genome assembly. Lineage: Eukaryota; Metazoa; Nematoda; Chromadorea; Rhabditida; Rhabditidae.
AUGGUUAAUGCUAGGGCGUCCCCUCCAAGCGACGCGCGCCAGCAAUGUCCGACUGGCGUGAAAAAUAUGCGAGGACAAAAUUGUAUCCGAAUCGCAAGCUUAAAUGUUGGAACAAUGACAGGCCGAAGCCUUGAAAUUGCCCAAGAACUAGAGAAAAGAUCGAUCGACAUCGCGGCUGUCCAAGAAACCAGAUGGAAAGGCUCAAAAUCCAGAGACAUUGGGCACGGAUACAAACUAAUAUAUCAUGGAGCAACAGCGCAUAAUGGAGUUGGUAUUAUUAUCAGCGAUAAAUUGAGAGACUGUGUAGCUGAAGUUGAUCGGAUAUCGGACCGAAUAAUCAGUGUCGAACUAGACAUAGAUGAUCAGAACCUGAAAAUAUAUAGCGUGUAUGCACCGCAAACAGGCUGUCCUGAAACAGAAAAAGACAUAUUCUGGAACCAGCUGGCUGAUUGCACCCAAGAUACGAGCCAGAAUUUGUUAAUAUGUGGAGACUUGAAUGGACACGUCGGCCAAACUAGUAACGGUUAUGAUUGCCAUGGUGGCAAAGGCUAUGGAAAUGUAAACGACGACGGAAAUCGAAUUCUCGAUUUCGCAGAAUGUCGAAACUUGAAAAUCGCCAACACAUUCUUCACCAAAAGACCAGCCCACCUAAUCACCUACAACAGUGGAGGCCACAACACACAGAUAGACUACAUUCUUGCUAAUCCUUCAAAGGUCAAAAUCCACGAUUGUAAAGUUAUACCUUCCGCAAAUGUCACCACACAACACCGAAUAUUGAUUGCUGACACUCUGCUAAAACUCCCCAGAAAAUCCAAACCAAAAAUGGUAUCAGUAAAACGUAUAAAAUGGUGGAAGCUGAAAGAAAACUCACAAGUUUUCAAAAAUGAAAUGAUACUCCCGAGUCUCAACACGAAUGUUGAAACCAUCUGGAUAAACCUGAAGAAGAAUGUGACGGAGCUCGCCGAAAGAACUAUUGGCACAACAAAACCAGGGAGAAAAUUCCAUGAUAAGAAAUGCUGGAUGUGGACAGAUGAGGUGAAAACGGCAGUUCAAAAGAAGAAGUAUUGUUUUAAAGCAUACAAAAAUGCCCCAAAUGAUGCAAAUCUUCUGGAAUACCAAAAUGCCAAACGGCUCGCCAAAAUUGAAAUAGCCAAAAGAAGAGAUGAAUAUCAAGAUGAUAUUUAUGAACAACUUGAAGCCAGCAGAUCGGCCAAAACAGCUGACAAAGCCAUCUUCCAAUUGGCGCAAAUGAGACACCGGAAAAGCCUUGAUAUUGAAAAAUAUAGAUGCAUCGAAAACAAAAAUGGAUCUAAAUUGACAAAAACUGAUGAAAUUCUUAUUCGAUGGAAAGAACAUUUCGAGGAAAUAUCAAACGUCGAAUUCCCACACCAACCAGCCAAUUCAGCCAAAAGAACAAUGCCAGAUUCGUUUAUACCAAUAACCGAACCGGAAACCCAUGCUGCCAUAAGCAAAAUGAAAAACGGCAAAUCAACUGGCCCAGACGAUAUUUCAGCCGAAAUGUGGAAACUGUUGGGCGUGGAAGGACUGAAAUGGCUGACAGCAUUCCUAAACAAAGUAUGCGAGACCAAAAGUUUCCCUGAGGAUUGGAAAACGAGCUCCACGAUCCCGGUGUUUAAGAUGAAAGGAACCCCAGCCGACUGCGCCAACUACCGGCCUAUAAGAUUGUUAUGUCACACAAUGAAAAUAUUGGAGAGAAUUGUCGACACUAGAAUCCGAAAAAUUGUGAAGAUCAGCAACCAACAAUGCGGAUUUGUCAAAGGAAAAUCCACAACAGAUGCGAUAUUCGCUGCAAGGCAAAUCAUUGAAAAACAUCGCGAAAAGAAAUCUCCACUACACUUGGCCUUCCUCGAUCUCGAAAAAGGCCUUUGA